CAAAUCUCAAUACAUUUUCCUAGGGGGUGAUGAGUUGGCAGUCUGGAGUCGAUAUUGUAAGAAUCAAUUCAAUUUAAGGAUGUGCUUGUCAAAUAAGUGAGCACUAAUUAAAUGAGUUAUGUCAGAAAUUGUUGAUGCUAAACAAGAAGAAAAAUCUACAAAAGAAAACAUGCAUUUCCGAGCCCAUUCACAGACAGUUACAAUGAGCCCAGAGCCGAAUAUAUCAAUGAAUACAUCAAAUGGAAUUAUAGGCUUGUUUUGUCGACGUGGUAAAAGCAUCAAACCGAUUUGUGGGAUCAUUUUGGUGAUUACUAUUGUCGCAGUUUACAUGUGGGUGAUAAAAAAACAACAACCGACUGUUGACAGUUUACUCAAAAGUCCUGAACAUGCCAAGGGAAAGUUUGUUCCGCCAAUGGGUGGUGAACACCAUGUGCCCGUGGCAAAUGAACAUAAUGCGCCAGUUGUGGAUGAGCACUAUGUAGCUCAUGUACCUGACAAAGAAGAGAUGAUGAAAGCUCAGGCCGCGGAAGAUGAAGUUAAACAAUAUGCAGCCUUUAAAGAGAAGCAUGGUGUGCACGCAAUUCCACCAUUAAAACCACCUCAAGGGGAAGGAGAUGGAAAAAUCAGCGAUCGUCACGGCGCUCCAAAACCUAAAGAGUUCCCCGUUGACAUACUACUAGAGCCACUGCUACAUGAAUGCACAGACGAAAAUCAGCCUGGUGUGAUCAUACUUGUGGACACGCAGCCUGGACAUGCUGAGUAUAGAAAUGCCAUACGAAAUUCUUGGGGAAAACCCGAGAAUCAUAAGGGAGAAAAUAGGGACCAGUUAGAAUGGCAGGUUAUCUUUAUCGUAGGAACCAGUGACACGCACGACGCCGAACUCAAAGAAGAAAAUGUGAAACAUAAUGAUAUCCUACAAGGUGAUUUUAAAGACACUCCGUCCGAAGAAACUCGUAAAUUCAUGAUGUCGUUCAAGUGGUUGGCGGCGGUCAUUGACGAGUGCGUUCCACGAUUUGUUCUGAAAAGUCGGGAUGACGUAUUCAUAAACCUUGAUGCUAUUCAGGAAUGGAUGGAGAAGAACUUCCCUGAACCAUAUGAAUUAUUCAUGGGUAGAGUUGUACGCCGAGAUGUGCCAAUAAGACAGAAAAGUGAUCCAAUGUACGUCUCGGAAGUUGAUUACCCAGAUGACAUUUACCCAGAUCUUGUAGCAAGCCCGCUCUAUUUGUUCUCAUUUGAUGUUGUCGUUUUAAUGGGAUACUCGCUAAAGAAGGUUACGCCCAUUGCUCAAGCUGACGCAUACAUUGGCAUCCUGGCUAGAACAAUCGGCGUAAAGCCAUUUGAUAACACGCAUUUCCGUCUGUUAUUCAAACCAUCGUUUAAAUGUUUCUUCAUUGGGCUUUUCUUUGUGCAUGGCACCUCCGCUCAAGAACACAAAGACAUAUUCCGUACCAUUCACAAGGCGAGGUACUCGUACGAAUGUGCUGGGGUCCAUGGACUUAAGAUCCCUCAGGCUCAUAAUGACUUAUUGAAAUUCGGCAAAAUCAAGCAACCAAAAGAGGAUUUAUAAAUGCUCUUCCGAGAGAAUUUUGAAGUACGAUGUAGACUUGUUGCUAUGUGGCAUUCUUAAUUGAUGUUUCAUUGAAAGAGACCUUGUUGAAAGAAGAAAUUGAAUAUCGGAUCAAAUAAAAAUCAUAUCCUUCCCUAGG
Molecule: messenger RNA, 1706 nt
Organism: Owenia fusiformis
Lineage: Eukaryota; Metazoa; Annelida; Polychaeta; Sabellida; Oweniidae
Source: the annotation of a GenBank genome assembly